AUCGGCAGCGAGCACAUGUGGCGGCCAUUGUGUGCCUUCCUCAACGCACACACACGGCUCCGUGCGUCUAUUCCAGAAUGUUCCUUAAAAUUAAAUAAAAAGUGUCUUGCACGCACGCACUCAGACAGCGUCUACUACGUGGCGACGCCCCCUUCUGGUGUUAGUGAGAAGUGCACCCCAACACAAAGACUUUUAGUCGACAGAAAACGGCGCGAACAUCAUGGACGCUUCUGUGUGAUUCCGGCACGUGCCUCUCGGAUUUAUUCACCGGUACUGACCCCCCCCCGGGACGCACGCACACACACGUCUUCCAGGAGUUUUCGUACAGGAUGGCGGCAAACAGCAGGUGCACGAGGAGCCACGCGCAGCGCACAGGAUAAAGAAUACGUGGGCUUCGCUUCCUUGCCCAAUCAGCUGCACAGGAAGUCUGUGAAGAAAGGAUUUGACUUCACACUCAUGGUGGCUGGAGAGUCAGGCCUUGGUAAAUCCACGCUGGUCAACAGUUUGUUCCUCACGGAUCUUCACAAAGACAGAAAACUUCUCACUGCAGAAGAGCGUAUCCAUCAGACGGUGGACAUCAUCAAGCACACGGUGGACAUCGAGGAGAAAGGCGUCAAGCUGAGGCUCACCAUCGUGGACACCCCAGGCUUCGGCGACGCUGUCAACAAUACGGACUGCUGGAGGCGGGUGUGCGACUACGUGGACGAUCAGUUUUUCCAGUAUUUCUGUGACGAGAGCGGGCUGAACAGGAAGAAGAUUGAAGACAAUCGUGUCCACUGCUGCCUGUACUUCCUGCCUCCUUUUGGACACGGGCUCCGUCCGGUGGACGUGUCGUUCAUGAAGGCGCUGCAGGAGAAGGUCAGCAUCGUUCCGCUGAUCGCCAAGGCUGACGUGCUCACGCCCAGCGAGACCGCAGCGCUGAAAGGCAAGCUGAGGGACGAGAUGGACGCACACGACAUCAAAGUCUAUCAGUUUCUACACGGCGACUCGGACGACGAUGACGACUCCAGGCAGGAAGACCUGAAGGUCAGCAUGCCCUUUGCCGUCAUUGGCAGCAACACGGUGGUGGAGGUCAGAGGGCAGCGGCUGCGAGGGAGGAUGUACCCUUGGGGCUUUGUGGAGGUGGAGAACCCGUGUCACUGUGACUUUGUCAAGCUGAGGACCAUGCUGAUCCAAACGCACAUGCACGACCUCAAGGACCUGACCUGCGACCUUCACUACGAGAGCUUCAGAGCGCGCUUCAUCAGCGCCAUGAGCAGCAAGAUGACGGCGCAGCAGCGAGCGGAGAGCCCCCUCCCCCCACCGCCUUUGUCCUUGCCAGAGACGGACGACGCGACGAAGAAGAGGGACGAGCAGCUGAGGAGGAUGCAGCACAUGCUGCACACCAUGCAGCAGCAGAUGCACCAGCACAACCUCUGACCUCUCACCUCUACCAACAUCACUCCGUAAAGCUGCCUGGCGAGGCUUCUUAGCUCAUCUUAGCUUAGCCUAAUUUAGGAUAGAGUAGAGAGACUUUGUUACUUUUAGCAAUGAGCGUUUCUUCAUAAAAUCUUUCCUUGAUGACUUUUUCGGACUUGCUACUUCCAACAUGCACCACAAACUACUGCUUCUUCCGCACCAAACUCCUCCUCAAAGCGUUCUUACUACAUUGGAAGUAUACCAACCAUCAACACUCAUUAUUCCACUACUACUUCACUAUUGCACAACUCCUAAACGCUUCCAGUAAGACAGUCAUUUGUCAAUUAAGGCUGUGAUGUAAAAUUGUGCAUUAAAAAAGUUUACAGGGUUUCUUUUAAGUGAAAAAGUUUCAUCGCAUUGGAAUCGAAGCCGUGUGCAAACGGUUUCCCAAUCAUUUCCAAUGGUAGCGCUAGCUAAAGGUGUAAUAUACAUUUGUCCAGAGGUGGCGCUGUGGGCGCUCGGUAAUCCAGCCACAACACGGUAAACUAACGAGAUAGAAACCUUCGAUUAAAUACUCUAAGUUCUACUGUACUGGAUUGGUUCUACUAUUUUCUGGACUGGCUGCCUGCGUGGCAGGCGGGAAUUCUACCAAGGAACCACCAAUGCAUGGAAACAUGAGGAAAGUAUUUGUUUUUCCUGGGGAAUUCCAAACGUAGUGAUGACUGUGUGAAAGACAUGUAAUGCCAUCUCAUGCAACUAGAUGUCAGCAAUGUUUAAUGGAGAAAAAAACAUGUCAGCGUUCAUUCUUAUCCUUUCUUUGAAUGCAAUAAAUACCCAUGCACUAAUGCAA
This is a messenger RNA of Dunckerocampus dactyliophorus (ringed pipefish), 2248 nucleotides long. RefSeq names its product septin 5b (gene septin5b). Gene Ontology annotation, biological process: regulation of exocytosis; cytoskeleton-dependent cytokinesis. The transcript is spliced from 12 exons. Gene Ontology annotation, molecular function: GTP binding; GTPase activity; molecular adaptor activity. Bases 16 to 1419 code for a protein of 467 amino acids. Gene Ontology annotation, cellular component: microtubule cytoskeleton; septin complex; synaptic vesicle. The record is from RefSeq and is a predicted model, not a curated record. Lineage: Eukaryota; Metazoa; Chordata; Actinopteri; Syngnathiformes; Syngnathidae.